This is a messenger RNA of Triticum turgidum subsp. durum (durum wheat), 2127 nucleotides long. The record is from the annotation of a GenBank genome assembly. NCBI's taxonomy places the organism in Eukaryota, Viridiplantae, Streptophyta, Magnoliopsida, Poales, Poaceae.
AUGCCGCCCGCCGAGGACGCCUCCGCUGCCGCCCCCCCGCAGGCGCCGACUCCGCCUCGCGCCCGUGGGAUGGCGGUCGGCUCGAGGCUGCUGCUGCAGUCGCCGCCGCCUGCGUUCCCGCUCGGCUCCAACGACGACCAGCUCGAGCGCGCUCGCGCUCGCGCCAUGGCCCGCGCCGCCUCCGUCCGUCGACGCUCCCUUGCCGCAUCUCUCGCGCCCAAGACCCCGCACCCCAACCUCCUCAACCGGGACGAGGUCAUGGACCUAUUCCAUAACUGCAUCAAACUCGCCUCGGAGAACGUACCUGCCUCACCCACCGUCAAAACCCUACAUCGCUCCUGGAUCUUACUAAGCUUUUUUUCUUCUUCUCUAUCCGUGGAAAUUUGGCAGAAAAUCAACCAGAAGAAUACGUGGGAGCUGGGGCUCAUCGACCACCUCAGCGAGAUCAUCCAUGCCGGGGAGGAGGAGGACGACGAGACCAACUUCCAGAAAGCUAGCUGCACGCUAGAGGCUGGCGUCAAGAUCUAUUCUCUGCGUGUGGAUUCGGUGCACUCUGAGGCGUACAAGGUGCUCGGUGGUAUCAACCGCGCAGGAAGGGGGGAAGAGACUGAUUUGGGAGAAGGUGGCGAUGCAGAGCCUGCACAAGAAGAAGGCGUCAACAAAAAGGAUGAUGAUAGGAGGAUUUCACCUGCUUCGACGCUGGAGUCCUCGUUUGAGGCUCUUAAUGUGAAGAAGUUUGAUGCUGCCUUCACGGUGGAUCCUCUAUACCAUCAGACCACUGCUCAGUUUGAUGAAGGUGGAGCAAAGGGGCUCUUAUUGUAUAAUCUUGGAGUAUAUGGCAGUUGUUGUGUGCUUUUUGAUUCGUUUGAAGCGCCAGACAAAUGCAUCUUAUCUGAUCCUGAGAAGGCUGAGGUGAUUGAUCUUUCAUUUGCUAAAGAACAAAUUGAGCAAAUGAUAGUUCACAUGCCUCUAUCCAAUGACAUCUCUCCUACCUUGAGGGAUAUCGUGGCUCAGUUUGAUGAAGAGAAUAAAAGGCCAUCACAUGAUGCAUCUUCCGGGCAAAUGCUGGUGAUGGAAGAUCAGGUGGUUGACAGUAAUGAUGACAGCAUGCCACCUGAUUGUGGAACUUGGGAUUUUGGUGGUUGUGAUGAUCAGGACAGUGCAUAUGAUGAAAACUGCAACCCAAUGAAUUUCAACUCAACAAACUAUGAAGAGGGAACCGAUGACUAUGAGUACACUUUCCAGGGUCCAGACGGUCCUGAUGUGGAUGAAAGGCUCGAGAAAAUUGCAGAUUUGUUGUCACUCGGUGCGGGAUUCUCUUCCAAAACAAAUGCUUGGGCUGGACCCGAGCAUUGGAAAUAUCGAAAACUUAGAGAUCUGGAGCCUGCCCAAACUUCUUCUGGUGAUUUGGAAGUAGCAAAAAAGUCAAAGAAGAAGAAAGGCAAACAGGAGCCUGAUAUUGAUUUCACCAAAGCAUUGGAACAUGAGAAGGCAAAUGUUUUUGCACCUCCCAAGAACCCAAAAUCAUUGUUGCUGCCUGCAAAUAAGGGUAGCUGCAACAAUAAACUUCCAGAGGAUUGUCAUUACCAACCCGAAAGCCUUGUUAAAUUAUUUCUUCUUCCAGAUAUUUUGUGUCUGGCUCAGAGAAGAAGAAAACCACUUGAUGAUUCAAGGGACAACAGCGAUGACUUUAUGCCAUCCAGACCUUGGGACAAUGAUGACCUGGGCAAUGAUCAUGUUGAUGAAGGGGAUGCGGCUAGUGAUGUGGAAGAGCCAGUAAAUCUUAUUGCCAAACCAAGACAGGUCAAUAAGAUCGAUGUACAAUAUGACAAGGUAUCGAAACAAGUCGAUGUUCAUGCAUUAAAGGAAUUGCUCUGGAAUCACAUUCAUACAUCUGCUAAGACUGCUGAUCUGGAAAGAGAUGGCAUAGAACCGUCUCUGUGCCUGACGAAGGUACUGCAUGAUCUUCCAUGCAGUAACAGAGAUGUUUCAACGACUGAAAUCUCGCCACACCUCUAUUUCAUUUGUCUCUUGCAUCUGGCAAAUGAACACAGCUUGACGCUGCGCGACCGCCCGACGCUGGAUGAGGUCGACAUAUACAUUCUGAUUUCACCGCUUGUGAAGUAA